Messenger RNA from Penaeus indicus, 3769 nucleotides. RefSeq lists its product as uncharacterized. The transcript is spliced from 5 exons. The record is from RefSeq and is a predicted model, not a curated record. Bases 823 to 3357 code for a protein of 844 amino acids. Lineage: Eukaryota; Metazoa; Arthropoda; Malacostraca; Decapoda; Penaeidae.
CUCUCUUUUAGGCCAAGGAGUCACAUGAACAUCGGCGCCAGAAGGACGCACAGGUGAUCAGGAGGGAACGAAGCGACACCUGCUGUAAGAACUUCACCCGCAGCCGCCACACACAGCAGACGACGGAAGCCCUACGUCAGAGGGUCCUUCUGGCACCGCUGCGAAGGACGGGAUCCCCUUGGCACCUCGGACAAGAGCUCCUUUGUGACUCCGCCUCAGGAAAUAGUUCGGAGCGGCCGCUGGGAACCAUCCUGAAGGAGCCAUAAAAGGGAGAGGGAGAGAGGGUGCCUCGCGGAAUUGUGGUCAUUCUUCGCCCCUUCCGCAUACACGUGUUCACGCCUUUGGGGACAAUGAGGAGUGACAAUGUGCGUUGAGCGCCGUAAUAACGCAAGUGGCAGGACAAACAGUGAAAUAGUGGACGUUCAAACACAAGGUGGUUCUGGGACGUUCGCGAGGGUGCUGAGACGUCCGGGGCAACAGUUCCUAAACACGUCCUUCUGAGCAGGGCCUCCUUCACAUAAUACCUUAGCUGCUCGCGCCUCAUAAAGACGAUAUUCGCGAAGCUGUGGUGUGCGUGUGUUUGUGUUAAAGUGAAGUGUGUUGUGUCGCCCCAAAAGAGAAAGUGAAAAAAAAACUUUAGUGCAAAUUCGCCAAAGACAAACAAAACACGUGUGAAUCACAUACACCUCAAUUCGUUAUUUUUUUUUCUCUCUCUCUCUCCUCUUCGAUCUUUCAAAAAAACGUUUCUUUUUUAAGUCAAGGGAAAAGACUCUACAAGAAAAGAUUUUUUUUCUUUCUUUCUUUUUUCUUAACUUAUCAAGAAUGAAGUGCAUAACGGCGAGCUUUCUGAAGGAGAAAAUGGGGGUCCCGUCUUGUCUGCUGGUUCUUAUGGUCGCGAGUCUGCCUUGCUGGGGCCUGCAUUUGGACCAUACUGCAUCCGCCCAGGAUGAGCGAACACGAUCGGCGCGCGCAGCACAGAGUCCGCCCACUGUGACGUCACUCAGGCCUCCAGACAGGAGCGGGCACGGGCACGGCGUGGGCAUCUCUGUGAGGAGCGACAGCGGCAGCGACACCGGGCCGCCCGUGGUGGCCAGUCGCUCGCCCUACAGCACGUGGCAAGCCAAGGCCACGUCGGGCCACGUCACCCGCGUCGGCAGCGGCGGCGGCCACGAACCGCUGGCGCCCGUGGCCACCGCCACCUCGGGCUCCAGGCCGCCCGUGGCCGACGCGUCCAGCGCCACGGGGCGGCGCUCGCUGCCCGACCCGCAGCUCGUCGAGCCGGCGACCUUCGGCGACGCCGGCGCCCCGGGGUCGAGGGCGCCGUCGCCGUCGUCGCCGUGGAGUCGCUACGACGUGGGCCGCGACGAGGGCGGAUGGGCGAGGGGCGGCGGCCACCCCGCGAGGGCCGCGGGCGGCGCGCGGGAGGCCGAGGCGGGCGCGUCCGAGGGCGCGUGGGACACCCAGGCCCGCCGGCUGCCGAGCCCCUCGGAGGGCCGCCCCGACACCUUCGGCCACAGGAUAAGCGAGGACCUGUCGCACCUGGACACGGAGUAUUCCUCGCGGAAGGGCAACAGGCACUGGUCGAGUCAGGUUCCCUCCCUGCACUUCUCGUCGGCGUCGAACGGCGCGCACGGCAGCUUCCCGCAGCGGCCCUACGAGGAGCAGAACAGCCGCUGGCACAACGGCCGCGCCGGCAGCGCCAGCGGCAACGAGAGGUCCUCCACCAGGUUCCGCAACUGGGAGCGGGAGGAGCGGCCGAGCACCUCGCCGCGCCCGAGCUACGUCGACUACAACGCCCACGAAUAUCCUCCGCGAGGCUCCUACAACUACCCGUCGAGGGCGCGCGACCCGGUGAGUCACGGCGGCGACCCGUACGGCAACCCGGCCUCCAGGGGCGAGCCCGCUCUGCUGACCAUCCAGCAGAUUAAGCAAAUGAUCAACAUUUCCUCGCAUGACGAAUUCUUCGAGUUGCUGAAGAAGAGAGGGAUCGGCUUCAGCCAGCUCCUCGAAUACAUGAAUCGCGGCGCCAACGAGGACGAGGUCCUGCAGCUCCUCGGAUACCACAGAACCACCACGACGACACAGCCCCCCGAGGCCCGUCUGCCGCAGACGCGACUGGAGGACGCGCGCGGGGGCGACGCCUUCGACUCGCAGGCCGACUCGUCCCUGUACUUCGGCGAGGGCGCUCACAGGGUGUCCCAGGGAGGCCCCUUCAGGGGCGCUCCUUUGGCCGGGGACGAAGUGAUAGCCGGCGACGCGGUCAGCAGUGGCAAGGGGAGGAAGAGGAACAGGGAAGAUGGGAAGAGGAAUCGAAAGAAGAACCGAAGAAAGGGAAAAGGUAAAGGUGGACGCAGACAGCGGCUUCCGGACCUUGUCUACACGACAGACAUCCUGCCUGUGGACGGCGCCCAGGGCUCCACGAGGCCGGCCGAGGCGGAAUUCAAUCCCCCGUCGUCGGGAGCACCAGAUGUCGGCUCGAACAUCGAUCUGGCCACGCCGACGCAGCGGCCGGAUGACGCCCGUCCUUCCACAUCAGCUGCAGCGGCCGUCCUGCCAGGCCCGAGCCCGAACCAGCCCCCGCUGCCGCCCAACUCGCCCCCGCAGCCGGGGUCCUCCUCGACGCAGCCGACCUUCCCGGAAGAGGUUCCCCAGGCCACCUCCCUCCCCGUCGUCCCCGCGGAGGCCAGCGCGACGCAGACCCACUCCCUGCCGACGACGAUGCAAGUCUUCCCCGAGCCCCCCGUCGUCGUCGCUUCAGCCACCCCUUCAGCUACCACCCCGGACGUCGCCCUCCUGCUGCCUACCUCAGGCCACGUCGCCGACGACGCGCCCACGACCACCGCCAGGCCUCCCCUUAAGAAAUCCGACCCCGCACUCACGCCGCGGUCCUCCUCCAGCACGCUUCCCUCUGCGGCCGAAGACCCUCACGCCGACGACGUGACCUUCCCGCCGGGCGUCAGGCCCUCCGAGGUCUCCAUCCACUCCAUCACGGUCAUGAAGGUUCCCGAAAAUGACGAAGUUGUCCCCGAGGUGAUCGCGCCCGCCAGCAUGAGGCCGACGCACCGGAGACCCAUCGUCAAGGCGCACUUCCCGACCGAGCGCAACGUCUCCCGCUUCACCACCACCAGUCUCGAGGAACCCGAGUUCGAGAUCGGAAGCCGGUCCAUCCUGGUGCAGAACAUCCCCAAGGAGGAGUACCAGUUUCCGAUCAAGGGCCUCCUGAUCAUCAGCGGCGUCCUGGGGGCCAUGGCCGUCUUCACGCUGGUCAUCCUGAUCUCGUACUGCAUCAUCAAGUGCUCGAAACCCCCCGCCAUUAAUAACUACAGGGUCACAGAACAGAAGCCCGUGGCCCAGUGAGGAAGACGUCGCGAGAUACCUUUCCCUUCUCUUCUCUCCCUUUUCUUCUCCCUUCUCUCUUCUCUCCCAUCUCCUUUUUUUGGAAGCCUAGAUUUUAGUGUCAUAUUUCCAUAUAUUAUAUUGUAUACAAAUGUAUGUUAAGUUAUAACUUAUUCUUAUAGUAAUAGUAAUUAAUCCUCAGUGAAAAAGUAACCCUGAACGGUAACAUAUGCAUCGUUGUAAGUGAGAAGUAUUGAAAAAAAGUGUUCUUAUUAUGAAUAAGCGUCGUACAAUUAAUUAUUGAUGAUGGUAAUUCGUUAUCAUUGUCAACCAGAUAAGAAUACUCUUAUUCCUUUUGGGUAAUGACUGUUAUCUGUAAUAUCUAAUGUACAUAAAACAUACAUAAGAAUAAAAUCCCUUUUGUAAGAAAGAA